Molecule: messenger RNA, 2963 nt
Organism: Clupea harengus (Atlantic herring)
Lineage: Eukaryota; Metazoa; Chordata; Actinopteri; Clupeiformes; Clupeidae
Product: protein lin-9 homolog
Biological process (GO): regulation of cell cycle; reproductive process; regulation of transcription by RNA polymerase II
Cellular component (GO): transcription repressor complex; nucleoplasm
Molecular function (GO): DNA binding
Source: RefSeq, a predicted model, not a curated record
CCUCUUCAGUCGUCUCCGUCCCACAAUGCACCCCGACCGGCAGCCUUUGAAAACGUAGCGCGGCUGAUUCAAGAUGGCGGAGAUGGAACAGCUGCUGGACGAAAGUUCAUCAGCAAAAGCUCUUGUCAGUCUGAAAGAAGGAAGUUUAUCAAACACUUGGGGUGAGAAACAUGGCUCACCCAAACCACAAACUCCAAAGGGAAGGGGAGAUUUUUCACCUGUGGAGAAUACCAGAGGCUCGAAGAGGAGCCGCGGUCUGUGUGAAGAGGAUGAAGGGCCAGUUGCCUCCAGAUCACCUCGGAGGAGUCAUAGAGUGAUAACUAUGCCACAGAAAUUUGCUGAUUUUGCAGUCCCAGACAAAAAGGCAUCUCAGAAGAUUGGACUGAGAUUGAGGAAUUUAUUGAAAUUGCCUAAAGCACACAAAUGGUGCAUAUAUGAAUGGUUUUAUUCAAACAUCGAUAGACCUUUAUUUGAAGGAGACAAUGACUUCUGCCUCUGCCUGAAAGAGUCAUUUCCAAAUCUGAAAACCAGAAAGUUGAUAAGAGUUGAAUGGGCAACAAUCAGAAGGUUGAUGGGAAAACCCAGAAGGUGCUCGUCGGCAUUCUUCGCGGAGGAGAGGUCAGCACUGGAGCAGAAGAGACAGAAGAUCAGGCUUCUGCAGCAGAGGAAGCUAACAGACGUGUCACACUGCAAAGACCUGCCUGAGGAGAUCCCCCUGCCCUUAGUCAUAGGAACCAAAGUCACAGCUCGUCUGAGAGGUGUUCACGAUGGCCUGUUCACGGGCCAGAUCGACGCAGUGGACACUGGUGCUGCCACAUACAGAGUCACGUUCGACAGGAAGGGCUUAGGGACACACACGGUUCCCGAUUACGAAGUCCUCAGCCAUGAUCCCGGUGACACCAUGCCACUCUCGGCCUUCGCCCAGAAACAGCGUCCAGCCCGCCUCCACACCUUCCUAACGCCCACGCGAGAACCGUACCCCUCAUCGGCCCCCUCCGCACUGAUGGAUAAUGAUCCAUUGCUCGGUCAGUCUCCGUGGAAGAGUACCCUGACGACAUCAGAGGGUGAUACACUUGGUGGCUUUCCUGUGAAUUUUCUUGUGCAAGUCACACGGUUAUCAAAGAUCCUUAUGGUAAAGAAGGAGCACAUAAAACAGUUAAGAGAGAUGAAUGCAGAAGCGGAAAAACUGAAAUCUUAUGCGACACCAAUAGAAUACGAGUUUCAAAGGAGAUAUGCCACAAUUGUGUUGGACCUUGAACGACUCAACAAAGACCUCAAUAAAGUGUUGCAUGAAGUUCAGCAAUAUUGUUGUAAGCUGGCUCCAGAGCAGGGCCUUCAGCCAGAGGAGGAAGCGGUGGACGUGAGGCGACGCUGUGAGGAGGAGGCCCAGAAGAUCGUCAGGCAGGCCAACGUCCUCCCCAACGGCCAGCACUGCGUCCACAGCCCCAGGCUCACCCAGCUCAUCUCCAAUCUCACCACGCUGCUGCUGCAGAUCAAGUGUUUGGCUGAGGGAGGUGAUUUGAAUUCCUUUGGGUUUAAAUCAUUAAACGAUUCACUCAAUGACAUCAAAACGUCAAUUGAUACUUCCAAUGCCAGCUGCUUUCAGAACAACGUGGAGAUUCAUGUGGCCCACAUUCAGAGUGGCCUGAGUCAGCUGGGGAACCUCCACGCCUUUGCGGCCAACAACACCCACAGUGUUUAAGCCUUCCAGCCUUUAGUACAUAUCUAACCAUCACUCUGUACAUAUCCUCUGACAUAAUCGUUGGAAAUAUACCUCGGACAGCAAGAAGUGCAAGUACAAACCUUCAGAGAACUUUACUCUUCAUAGACCAGAGUUGGAAUGAGGGGACUUUUAUGCAAGAGAUUUGUGAGAUUUGUCACAUUUUUGCACAGUGCGCGCACACACACACACACACACACACACACACACACACACACACACAUACACACACAUCGUGAGGGUUGACUUGAGUUGACUCCUUAAAAAAAAAAAACACCCAUCAGAUUGUAAAGAAAUUUUGUUUCACCCCGUUCUCAUAUGUUCGUUCUUCCCAGGACCAGGCCUGUCUCUCUUCUGAACAUUUUACGAUGAUCUUUGGUGAAUGCUCCCCUUGAAUGUACGGAGCAGGAAGCUGAGACUUUUAGAUUGUCCUUUGCUGCACUUCCGUCUGCUAAUAUCACACCAUUUUAAGGGCUUGUUUUACCUCAAACCUCACUCUUACUUUUAUGUUCAAGCACAUUUAUAGGAGAUUUUUUGAGAAAGACAAAAAAUAGAAGAAAAAAAAUCUACAGCUGCAGACUGUAAUUGGGUCUGUUUAUUUGUAUCAGUAGGUGAGGCAGGGCUCCAGACGGGCAUUGCACAGUACUGCAUGCACCACACAAACCCGCUGCAAACAAGGAUGUAGAGAGCAGCUGUUAGGGUUUGAUGCUUUUGUUUUGGUUUUCUUUUAUAUUGCCAUGUGUUUGUUACACAGCAAAAUGUCAUUGCAUCUCUUCUCAUCUUUUCUGUUUUAGUUUCUGAUCAAUUUUUACACUCAAAAUGAGUGAUUUCACAGAAAUGCAAACCUCAAAAUCUGCAGCCUUACGUGUCAGUGCUAUUUUUGUACCUUCUGUAGUGUGCUUUAAGUCAGAAUAAGUAUUUAUGAUCUCUGGAGCUUAGAGAUGGCUGUAAUGUUGUGUAAAUACUUCUAAAUGAUUUUUAUCUCGAGUCUUUGUACAGUUAUUCGCAGAAUUCUUGAAAUGUAUGUUGUUAAAAGAAGAUACUUGCCUCCAGUAGUCAUUUUGUUUGGAUUACAUUGAGCUCCACCCAUUAUAAAAUAUUAUUUAAAAGUAUAUUUUAUUGCAUUUAUGGUGCGUCGAUCCAUUAAAAAAACCAAAAUGAUGCACAUUUUCCCUAUGCAAAACUACCUUCGAAGAUUAUGUUUCCGUUAAUGUGUGAAAUUAAAAUGGUUUCUCCCACUUUG